Molecule: messenger RNA, 1005 nt
Organism: Miscanthus lutarioriparius
Lineage: Eukaryota; Viridiplantae; Streptophyta; Magnoliopsida; Poales; Poaceae
Source: the annotation of a GenBank genome assembly
AUGGAAUUGUUAGAUGACAAUUGGAACGACGAUGUUUAUGAUUGGAAAAGAUUUUAUCCAGGCUAUGUUCCAAAAACAACAAACAUGAAAUCAACGGGAUAUUUGAUACUAAACUUCAUGCAAGAGUGGAAUGGUCAAGGAUUUCAAACAAAGAUCUGCAUGGUAGGCAAAGCAGCAACCAAACUGAAACCAUACACCGAAUGCCGCAGCAAAGCGAAAUCCGAAGCUCCUGGCCCAAACAAAUCCAGGGCGGCCAUAGAAGGAAGCCACGCAGCAAACAAGAAACAUGAGAAGGACAUAAGGGAAGGCAGAAAUGCGAUCAGAGACAAGGCAAGAUUAUUCAGUGUAUCGCCCACCAUCAUUCGCGUCGGUGGCCUUGGCGACCACGAUUUGCACAGGGUCCAAGCGACGAAGCACAUGAGGACAAGCAACCAAGUGGCCCAGGCCGCCCUCGCCAUUGCUCCCCCACCAAGCCUCCUCCCUCUUCCUCAGAGCACGACAACAAGAUGCGAGCUGCUGGAGCCACCACUGGACUCGCCGAGUAGGAGACAUAGCCGCCCUUGUCAACUCCCAGCCGAGAAGGAGGUCCAACCCUGGCGGACUCCGGACGGCGCGGCCAGCAACGACAACCUGCCUGGCGGCAAGGCCCUGCACCGACGACAAGCAGGCAUCGCGUCCCAGACCCGGCGGCCAGCAGGCAGCGCGGACAUACCAGUCGCAGCCCUGCCCCGGUGUCCUGCGGGCGGAUCCAACAGCUCCGGCAGCAAGCCCUGGGCGGCACGGACAGCACCGGCGAAGGUGCUCUGCCCGGCUCCCCUUCUUCCCCGCCUGGGCGGCGCGGACAACGCCGGCGGCGGUGAUCUGCCCGGCAAUCAUUCUAACCCGGCAUCUACGGCAAGAAGCCAUGGUGGGUUGGAGGAUUCGAGCUGGGGCGGAGUACAGCAAAAUGUCGACGAGGGGAGCUGGAGACAAAUGGGGAAUACAGUGAUUGGGAUGCGCCACUAA